Molecule: messenger RNA, 981 nt
Organism: Menidia menidia (Atlantic silverside)
Lineage: Eukaryota; Metazoa; Chordata; Actinopteri; Atheriniformes; Atherinopsidae
Source: the annotation of a GenBank genome assembly
AUGUCCGAGGCUCUGCUCACGGGGCAGACGUCCGAGGACCUGUUGGCAGACUUCGAGACUCUGCUGAACUCCGGGAGCAUCGACCUGGGCGCCGACCACCAGAUCGUGAUCAUCACCAGCCCGGGCAAUGAGGGGCUCCACCCGGCCGCGGCCCCCAGCAGCACCGGGGAGAUCCUGCUGUUCGCCACGCCGCAGGGCCCCGCCGACCUGCAGGACAAGAGGCGCCCGGCGCUGGGGAGGCCGCCGGUGAAGAGAAAGCUGGACCUGGACAGCGACCACCAGUACGUCAGCACCACUCGGCCCUCCACAGGCCAGGCCCCGCCCUCCACUCCAGCCCCCCCCAAAGUUCCCCGGAGCACGGCGGAGAAGUCCCGCUACGACACCUCCCUGAACCUGACCACCAAGCGCUUCCUGAACCUGCUGUCCCAGUCGGCGGACGGCGUGGUGGACCUGAACUGGGCCUCGCAGGUGCUGGACGUCCAGAAGAGACGCAUCUACGACAUCACCAACGUCCUGGAGGGCAUCCAGCUCAUCUCCAAGAAGUCCAAGAACCACAUCCAGUGGCUUGGGAACCGAGUGGACGCCAGCCUGGUUUCGCGGCACAAGGCUCUGCAGAGGGAGGUGUGCGACCUGACAGAGGCGGAGGAGCAGCUGGACCAGCUCGUCUCCAAAUGCAACCUGCAGCUGCGGCUGCUCACCGAGGAGCCGCAGAACAAGAAAUAUCCUUUUGUCCGGCGUCCAAUCGGCCCCUUUCUGCUGCCACCGGCCCCUUUAGCCGGCGCUUGGCUCCUCAGGCUGGGCUACGUGCGCUGCCAGGACCUCCGGCAGUCCUUCGACUCCCCGGACCAGCUGGUGAUGGUGAUCCGGGCCCCCCCCGAGACCCAGAUGCAGGUCUCCGAGCCCAGCGAGGUGAGCUCAACUACGAUCAUUUUUUGUUCCCUUUUGAAAUGGAAAAAACGCAAGACUAAUUUUAAACGUUAA